AUGGCGCCGAGGGUGCACAAUCUCCUGCUGCUGGUGCUCUGGACGCAGAUGGCUCCCGCCCGGCCCGGCCCCAAAGAAGAAGGCGAUGGAGGGUGGCAGCGGCGCGGAGCCGCCCCGGCGGCGGCGGCAGAGGAGCGCUGCACCGUGGAGCGCAGGGCUGACCUAAGCUACGCGGAGUUCGUUCAGCACUACGCCUUCUCCAGACCUGUUAUUCUGCAGGGACUCACCAACAACUCGAGGUUCCAGGCCCUGUGCUCCCGCAAAAGGCUGCUGGCAUUAUUUGGGGACAAGGUGAUUCGGCUGAGCACUGCCAACACCUACUCCUACCAGAAAGUGGACCUACCCUUCCAGGAGUAUGUGGAGCAGCUGCACCCCCAGGACCCUACCUCCCUAGGCAAUGACACUCUGUACUUCUUUGGGGACAACAACUUCACUGAAUGGGCAUCACUCUUUCAGCAUUACAUCCCACCCCCAUUUGGUCUGCUAGGUACUACUCCUGCCUACAGCUUUGGGAUCGCAGGAGCUGGCUCUGGGGUGCCCUUCCACUGGCAUGGGCCUGGAUUCUCAGAAGUGAUCUACGGACGAAAGCGCUGGUUCCUAUAUCCCCCUGAGAAGACACCAGAGUUCCACCCCAAUAAGACCACUCUGGCCUGGCUCCAGGACACCUACCCAGCCCUGACACCAUCUGCACGGCCCUUGGAGUGCACCAUCCAGGCUGGUGAGGUUCUGUAUUUCCCUGACCGAUGGUGGCACGCCACACUCAACCUCGAAACCAGUGUUUUCAUCUCUACCUUCCUCAGCUAG
This is a messenger RNA of Pipistrellus nathusii (Nathusius's pipistrelle), 804 nucleotides long. Lineage: Eukaryota; Metazoa; Chordata; Mammalia; Chiroptera; Vespertilionidae. The record is from the annotation of a GenBank genome assembly.